AUAAAUUCAGAGAGGACAUUCUCCUUAAAGCACCUGAUUGCUCCCUGCCUAAAGACAUUCUCCUUCUGAAAGGGAGCAAAACCCUGGUAUGCUGGACAUUCCCAGUGAAUGCCUGUAGUAAAAACAGUUUUGAUUUGUUGGAUUUCAGUCUAAUGCAGUGACGUUCCUGUUGGUCAUUAAAAUCCAAAAGGGACCCAUUGAUCUUGUUUAUCCACCCGUCCUGCCUGCAUCUUGGCUGUGGCAGGGUCCUUUCUCUUUGGCAGAAAUCCCAGGCUGUGUGCAUACGCACACACAUGCACGUUCAUAUGCCCCCAUACUCUGUAACCUAUGGAUCUUGAGUUUCUACAAAUGUAGGAAAUAAUGACUGGUCUAGAGAAGUAUUGUAGCUGUGUUGGUCUGAGGAUAUUAAAAGAAGAGAUCUGUAAACUCAAAAGAACCUCUCUCUUACAAAAACAAGUUGAUCCAACAUAAGAUAUUGCCUCUCCCAACUUUGUGUCUGUAAUAUCCUGGUACCAACACUAGUGCAACUACACAAAAAACUGAAACAUGGCUACAAUAUAUUUGUGCAUCAUUAUAGGUUGUUAUAGUCUAGAGGGCAAGAUUUUCAUAAAGCCAGAGGCAAAUAUACACAUCUACUAUUUCUGUGAUGACUAGCAAGACACACAAUUAGCUCUUGGCAUGUGUAGAUACCCAAAAUGCAAGUAAAACCUCAGUAGCUACCUGAGCAUUUUUUGCUAACAACUCUGAAAAUUAGACCCAAUGCAUUUUAAAAUAGUAACACACUUUAUAUGAGUAGCUAUGGCACCAGCUAGGGGAAUAUUUGUUUGAUCUUGCCAACUGAUUAGUUGGGAAGAGUAAACAGAAGAAAUAUCUAUUUUUGUUUAAAAAAAAAAAGCCAGGACAGCCAGAAGACAGCUUAAAGAGGGAACCGUUUGGCUGAAACUGGACCUUCUUCUCUGUCUCGCUCUAGUCUCUCCCCAGAUCCCUCAAAAUUCUCAUAUUGACAAGGGGCUGUAAGAGGACAUUCCAGUGGCUAUUAGCCAUCUGCAGCAGUUUUCUGGGUGUGCUCAUUCCACAACAAAGGUGAGCCACUGUCCCCUCCAAUAGGUGACAAUUAACAUCAUCCAUAUUGUUCAAGUCAGCUGAGCUAAUGCAGCUCAGAAGAGAUGGCACCAUUGGUGAUGCACGGUGCAAGAGGGGAACAGAGUCAAACAAGUAAAUCUAGUGCAUACACAGCCUAGACAAACUGGUGGCAGGAGGGAGGUGAGGCAAUGCUCCAAUGCGAGGCUGGUGAGACAUCAGACAGUGGAGCCAGAAGCUCUGGCACGGGAGACAUAGGCUGAAAUCAGACCAUGACCCUCACUCCUUUAUCAUUUGAACAUGAUGCAACCUGCAGGGAUUAAUGAUUGAUGACGGAAUUUAGGCACAGAGGUGGUACAAUGGCUGCAAUCAAGCUUUUCCUCUCGCUCUUUGUUGGCCUGUGUGCUUAUUAUUUCUACAGCGAGGAAACCUUAUCUCCAGAAAUGGUGCAAGGGAAGCGUGUGCUGGUGACUGGUUCAAGCACUGGGAUUGGGGAACAAAUAGCCUAUGAGUUUGCACGAAUGGGAGCCCACCUGCUCCUCACUGCCAGGAGGGAGAAGCAGCUCAAAGAGGUGGCACAGAAGUGUCUGGAACUGGGGGCAAGUUCUGCUAGAUAUGUGGUGUCCGACAUGAACAACUUGAUUUCAGCCCAGAAUGUCAUUGAAGAAGCCAGAAACAAACUGGGGGGUCUCAACUACCUGGUUUUGAGCUUAUUCCAAGGAGACAUGGCAACUGUGACCAGUUCUAUGACUGUCAACUUCUUGAGCUAUGUCCAGCUGACAGUUUCUGCAAUGACCAUGCUGCAGGAGUCUCAGGGCAGCAUCAUUGUCAUAUCCUCCAUGAGUGGUCGCAUAGGAACCCCAUUCACCCUUUCAUACUCUGCUGCCAAGUUUGCUCUGGAAGGUUUCUACAGUUCGCUACGCAGGGAGCUGCAUCUUCAGCAGAUCAAUCUCUCUGUCACAAUUGCUGUGCUGGGAUACAUUGACACAGACAAUGCUGUGAAAAUCGUCGGUGAUAAAAUCACCAUGAAAGCAAAUCCCAAAGAAGAGUGUGCACAGGUAGUGGUGCGGGCCGGUGUGCUGCGACAUCGAGAGGUCAUAUAUCCUUACUGGAGCCAAAAGCCUUUGCUGCUGCUGAAGGAAUGGAUACCAGGCCUGCUGGAAAGGCUGUUGGACAAAUUCUUCAUCAUGGAAAAUAUCCAUUAAGCCCCAGGGAAGUUCAGUUUCACAUGUAAGCACAAUAAAACAAAAAUCCUGAUCAAGCA
Molecule: messenger RNA, 2344 nt
Organism: Pelodiscus sinensis (Chinese soft-shelled turtle)
Lineage: Eukaryota; Metazoa; Chordata; Testudines; Trionychidae
Product: hydroxysteroid 11-beta-dehydrogenase 1-like protein B
Cellular component (GO): intracellular membrane-bounded organelle
Molecular function (GO): oxidoreductase activity
Source: RefSeq, a predicted model, not a curated record